UGGCCAUAAGAAAGAUUGUCUUUACUUCAUAAGUUAUUGUUAUUAUAUAUCUAUGUGAUUAAGUUUCAGAGAUACCAUAAUUAUUCCUAUUUAACCAAAUAAAUAUUUCUUAAAAUUCUUCAAAUAAACUUGCUUAAAAGGGACAUUUGUUAUAAUUCUUAAACAUGUUUUUCCAAAUAUUAAACAUAUUUAAUCACCAUAAUAUUUUGAUUUGCAGGUCCUUUUAACUGCAGGAUGGACUUCAUCCAGCUGCUUUUAUCUGUGACAUUCCUGUCAUCUCACAUGAUUUAUGGAGGAUCCCAGAUCAUUCCAGACUUCUCAUCACAAUGCUUUGCUACUGGUGAGGUCCUUUUUAUGGUGGAUGGAUCAGAUAGCAUCUUGGAUGUUGAUUUUCAACGACAAAAAGACUUAGUGCUGUCCAUAGCCAAUUCCCUCUACCUCAGCAAGGUCAAUGGCAUGCGUGUAGGCUGUAUCGCCUUCAGUACCGAGAUCCAUGGAGUACCGCUGACUCAUUCUAGCAGGGCUCAUCUGUUUGAGAGAGCAGUGGACUUGUUACCUCACGACCGUGAUGGUACAGAAACCCACUCAGGAAUACAAUAUGCCAGAACCAUCUUCAAGGAGGAAGCCAGGCCAAAUGUUCCCAAGAUCCUGGUUAUUCUCACAGAUGGCUUUUCCCAGAAACCCAGUCUGACAAUCAGUGAAUCGGCGAGGGCUAAGGAAGAGAACAUCACAAUAGUUACUGUGGGUAUUGGAAGACAAAACCAAGGCAUAGCUGUGGAGGCGAUGGAUGAGCUGGUGACUAUAGCAUCCUAUCCAGACCUCACCUUCAACAUCACGGGUUUUGACACUUUGCUGUCAUGGGCACCAAAUAUCACACAAACUGUAUGCGAACUUGCUUCUACAGAAACAGUACCCUUGUUUAGUGACGAUUUCUUUUGUCCGAAUGUUGGCGAGAUCAUCUUUAUGGUGGAUGGGUCGGACAGUAUGUUGGACAUCAACUUUGCUCAAGAGAAGAACUUUGUGCUGUCUGUGGUGGACUCUCUCUACCUUGACCCGGUGAACGGUAUAAGAGUCGGAGGCUUGGCUUUUAGCACCCGUGUCCAGGGCAUUCCUCUUGACCCUUUCCAGAACGUCUCACAGUUUCGUGAGUCAUUUGGUGGUCUUAUACAUGAUCAAGAAUCGACCUUCACCCACUUGGGUAUUGAGUAUGCUAGAGGGAUCUUCAAAUCUCAGUCUAGAGAAGGGGUGCCCAAAACGCUUGUGAUUCUUACUGAUGGCUUUUCCAGGCGACCUGAGAUGACCUCGCAACAGGCAGAGGAUGCAAAGCUAGAAGAUGUUACUAUUGUGGUGGUGGGUAUUGGGAGAGCAAUCCUAGGAACAAAUUCUCGCUCCCGAGGUGAACUAGAGAACAUCGCCUCCUCAACAGACCUCCUUUAUGUUCUUCCAGAUUUUGAAAGUUUGGACCCGCUGGUAAACAACUUCACACAAACCUUGUGUGAUUUUGCAAGUUUACCUGGUGAAAUUGCACCUCUGCCAACUACACCUCUUCGCCCAGUUACGGUGGCCUCUGUCCCUGAAACUACAGUUCCAUCCGCCUUCAUUGUCAGACCCGAUCCACGUCUGCCCAUCCCUGGUACAUUAACUGACUGUAUAUACCCAGCUGAGCUGAUGUUCAUGGUGGAUGGGUCAGACAGUAUGGUGGACAUUAACUUUGAGCAGGAGAAGGACUUUGUCCUGUCCAUUGUGGAUUCUCUCUAUCUGAAUCCAGCAGAUGGGAUCAGGGUUGGAGGGUUGGCCUUUAGUUCACGGGUACAAGGAAUUCCACUGAGACCGUUCCUGAAUGUGUCAGAGUUUAGGAGAGAGUUUGGGCGUUUGGUGCAUGAUCAAGAGUCCACAUUUACUCAUCUUGGUAUACAGUAUGCGCGGGAAGUCUUCAGACAACAAGCUAGGCAAGGAGUACCCAGAGUCUUGAUCAUUUUGACUGACGGUUUGUCAAGACGCCCAGAGCUUACAGAACAGGAGGCUGCUCUGGCCAAGCAAGAAGGGAUUACAGUAAUAACUGUUGGGAUUGGAUCAGGAAACAGGGAUGUUGGGGAGAGAGCCAUUCAAGAACUGGAGAAGAUGGCAUCCUCUACAGAUUUUGUGUAUCUGAUCCAAGAUUUCAACGAAUUACCCUUCAUUUUUUCCAAUGUGACGUCAACUUUUUGUGAAGUUGCAGCCAAGUCGCCCUUGCUUCCACCACCACUUCAACUACCAACAAGAAGAAUCCCUCCACCCACAGUGGCCACUCCACCACUUACAGCAGCCCCUUCACCACCCUCCAUUACUAGCACAUUCUCUCCAGCAAGAAUUCCUCCAGCCCCUGAACCAGGCUGCCGGUAUCCAGCUGAGCUGAUGUUCAUGGUGGAUGGGUCGGACAGUAUGGUGGACAUCAACUUUGAGCAGGAGAAGGACUUUGUCCUGUCCAUUGUGGAUUCUCUCUAUCUGAAUCCAGCAGAUGGGAUCAGGGUUGGAGGGUUGGCCUUUAGUUCACGGGUACAAGGAAUUCCACUGAGACCGUUCCUGAAUGUUUCAGAGUUUAGGAGAGAGUUUGGGCGUUUGGUGCAUGAUCAAGAGUCCACAUUUACUCACCUUGGUAUACAGUAUGCGCGGGAAGUCUUCAGACAACAAGCUAGGCAAGGAGUACCCAGAGUCUUGAUCAUUUUGACUGACGGUUUGUCAAGACGCCCAGAGCUUACAGAACAGGAGGCUGCUCUGGCCAAGCAAGAAGGGAUUACAGUAAUAACUGUUGGGAUUGGAUCAGGAAACAGGGAUGUUGGGGAGAGAGCCAUUCAAGAACUGGAGAAGAUGGCAUCCUCUACAGAUUUUGUGUAUCUGAUCCAAGAUUUCAACGAAUUACCCUUCAUUUUUUCCAAUGUGACGUCAACUUUUUGUGAAGUUGCAGCCAAGUCAUCCUUGCUUCCACCACCACUUCAACUACCAACAAGAAGAAUCUCUCCACCCACAGUAGCCACUCCACCACUUACAGCAGCCCCUUCACCACCCUCCAUUACUAGCACAUUCUCUCCAGCAAGAAUUCCUCCAGCCCCUGAACCAGGCUGCCGGUAUCCAGCUGAGCUGAUGUUCAUGGUGGAUGGGUCGGACAGUAUGGUGGACAUCAACUUUGAGCAGGAGAAGGACUUUGUCCUGUCCAUUGUGGAUUCUCUCUAUCUGAAUCCAGCGGAUGGGAUCAGGGUUGGAGGGUUGGCCUUUAGUUCACGGGUACAAGGAAUUCCACUGAGACCGUUCCUGAAUGUGUCAGAGUUUAGGAGAGAGUUUGGGCGUUUGGUGCAUGAUCAAGAGUCCACAUUUACCCACCUUGGUAUACAGUAUGCGCGGGAAGUCUUCAGACAACAAGCUAGGCAAGGAGUACCCAGAGUCUUGAUCAUUUUGACUGACGGUUUGUCAAGACGCCCAGAGCUUACAGAACAGGAGGCUGCUCUGGCCAAGCAAGAAGGGAUUACAGUAAUAACUGUUGGGAUUGGAUCAGGAAACAGGGAUGUUGGGGAGAGAGCCAUUCAAGAACUGGAGAGGAUAGCAUCAUCUACAGAUUUUGUGUAUCUGAUCCAAGAUUUCAACGAAUUACCCUUCAUUUUUUCCAAUGUGACGUCAACUUUUUGUGAAGUUGCAGCCAAGUCGUCCUUGCUUCCACCACCACUUCAACUACCAACAAGAAGAAUCUCUCCACCCACAGUGGCCACUCCACCACUUACAGCAGCCCCUUCACCACCCUCCAUUACUAGCACAUUCUCUCCAGCAAGAAUUCCUCCAGCCCCUGAACCAGGCUGCCGGUAUCCAGCUGAGCUGAUGUUCAUGGUGGAUGGGUCGGACAGUAUGGUGGACAUCAACUUUGAGCAGGAGAAGGAAUUUGUCCUGUCCAUUGUGGAUUCUCUCUAUCUGAAUCCAGCAGAUGGGAUCAGGGUUGGAGGGUUGGCCUUUAGUUCACGGGUACAAGGAAUUCCACUGAGACCGUUCCUGAAUGUGUCAGAGUUUAGGAGAGAGUUUGGGCGUUUGGUGCAUGAUCAAGAGUCCACAUUUACUCAUCUUGGUAUGCAGUAUGCACGGGAAGUCUUCAGACAACAAGCUAGGCAAGGAGUACCCAGAAUCUUGAUCAUUUUGACUGAUGGUUUGUCAAGACGCCCAGAGCUUACAGAACAGGAGGCUGCUCUGGCCAAGCAAGAAGGGAUUACAGUAAUAACUGUUGGGAUUGGAUCAGGAAACAGGGAUGCUGUGGAGAGAGCCAUUCAAGAACUGGAGAGGAUAGCAUCAUCUACAGAUUUUGUAAGUUGCAGCCAAGUCAUCCUUGCUUCCACCACCACUUCAACUACCAACAAGAAGAAUCCCUCCACCCACAGUAGCCACUCCACCACUUACAGCAGCCCCUUCACCACCCUCCAUUACUAG
Messenger RNA from Liolophura sinensis, 4443 nucleotides. Its product is annotated as collagen alpha-3(VI) chain-like. The record is from RefSeq and is a predicted model, not a curated record. NCBI's taxonomy places the organism in Eukaryota, Metazoa, Mollusca, Polyplacophora, Chitonida, Chitonidae. The coding region runs from base 235 to 4443 and encodes 1402 amino acids. The transcript is spliced from 8 exons.